UCAAGUAUCAUUAUACUGCUUUAACCUUAUUAUGUAUAUAAUAACGUAUGCAUAUAAUCAGUUCUGAAUGGCAUCUUCCAUCUAUAAUCAAUACUCUCAAGCAACUCUACACAAGGCUGGGAUUACCCAUAGCCAGUCGUAAUCAGCAACUCAUCCAGGCUACAAUGUUUGUUUUAAUUUCGGCGAUUUCAAUUAUUCUCAGUUCAUCAGUUAGCAGUGAAUCGGCAAACAAAUUUGAAACCACAUGGGGUUGCUUACAGUACAAUACGAAUCAUGGCUACAGGCAUACACACCCGUAUUAUCCCAUAAGCCGUUUUCGACACUUAAAAGAAACUAAGGAUGGUGUGAAAACCUUCAGGAUGGGUGUUCUUGGCCCCAAUGAUGGACAUUUGCGUAUAGCCCCAAAUAUGUAUCCUUACGAUAAAACCGAAAUGAAUGAGAUCGUUCUAUCCGGAUGGGGAAACACCAAAACCGUUGUUCGUCAUUACACACGAAAUUCACCUCAGGAACAGAUCAGUGAGGUUGUGCUCCGAGAGCAAUCCAGCAUUGGAAUGCUGUCGUACUUCAAGCCACUAAUGUUCACCGUUGCCAUUCACCCUGAAGGGUUGGUGCAACUCACAAAGGAUGAGGAUUCUCGGCCCUUUUUAGAAUAUCGGGAUUCAAAGGUGGCGGCAAACUAUAUUGGGUUCUGCAAUUGGGACAAACCGUUGGUGUUCUUCUACGACUGUCCACUGGAGCUGGAUCAAAGAGCUUGCGAAGGAAUAGUGUUCCGAAAGUAGUGAGAUUUCGCUG
Armigeres subalbatus is the source of this 792-nucleotide messenger RNA. RefSeq lists its product as uncharacterized. NCBI's taxonomy places the organism in Eukaryota, Metazoa, Arthropoda, Insecta, Diptera, Culicidae. Bases 48 to 779 code for a protein of 243 amino acids. The record is from RefSeq and is a predicted model, not a curated record. The transcript is spliced from 3 exons.